Microtus oregoni (creeping vole) is the source of this 1193-nucleotide messenger RNA. RefSeq names its product coiled-coil domain containing 122 (gene Ccdc122). The record is from RefSeq and is a predicted model, not a curated record. The coding region runs from base 135 to 992 and encodes 285 amino acids. The transcript has 6 exons. NCBI's taxonomy places the organism in Eukaryota, Metazoa, Chordata, Mammalia, Rodentia, Cricetidae.
GUUCAAUGUGGAAUCCCAGGUGAACUUCCCCCUCAGUGCUGCAACCCCAGCUGGCUCGAAGCUGCGCAGGCCUUGUGCACGCUGUCACAGAGUAAAGGAGAACCAACCCAGGGAAAGGAGCUAAUAGACAAAGAAUGUCAGACGACAAAGAAAGGAAGAAUGAAGGCAUUCCUAAAGAAGCUCUGAGCAAAGAAGACACAUCUUCAUUAACUGAUGUUGUAGAGCAAGUUGCAAAACAACAGCAAUCACAAACAUCAGAAAUAGAAAAACAUAAGAAAGUUCUGCUCCAUUUGCAGAUUGAACUUCAUGAUCUUGAAAAUCAAAUAGCAGCUACUGCUGCAGAAGCUAAAGAAACAGAGAGGCAGAUGCACCAGCAAGAUGCUGCCAUGGAGAAUUCCAGACUUCGGUGUGGACUCUUGGAAGCUCAGAUUGAGUCCUUACAUUCAGAAACUGUAAAGCUUAAAUUUGAUUCAGAAACAGCCCAAGAAAAUUUCAAGGAAAAAAUGAUAAAAUAUAAUGCAUAUUAUGCAAAAAUAAAAGCCUAUAAAGAUAGCUUAGGAGAGAUAGACAGCAAAUGCUCAUUUAUGACUGAACUCUAUGAAAAGCGAGAUCUCAUCAAAAACCUAAAGACAAUGAAAGAAGAUCUUAUGGAAAAUCUCCAAAAUCCACAAAGGAGCUAUGCAAUACAAAUACAGGAAGACAUUUCAAAGCUAAUGAAUAAAAUUACGACAGUAAAAAAUUCAAUCAUUGAGAAAACAUGUUCUAUUGAAGAAGAGAAAAAGACACAUGAAAAGCUAAGAAAAGAAAUAGAGGUACAACGGAAGAGAUAUGAUGCAAUUCUUAAGCGUUUGCAUUGUCAGGUGAACAAGAUUCAAUUAAAUAGGAGGAAUUGGCAAUGGAAUAUCCAACAACUGGAAAACACUGCAGCUGAAUUAAGAAAACGCCUCGGAGUAAAAGAAGCCCAUGAAAUACAGAACAGACCAACAGCAUAGUAGGAAAGAACACUGUGACAAUUCUUCCAUCUCUUGAGAGUCAGCACCCAGUAGAGACAGAGGCCUGUCACAAUGACCAAUAUUUUCUUUUUCUUUUUCUUCUUCUUUUUUCUUUUUGUUUCAACCAGGUAGCUAUUGGCUAAAGUGCCUCCCAGUCUAUAGUGCACAGCACUAGGUAGACAGCAGCAGAGCUUGCAGGAA